UAGUCAACAAGGUGACGUCAACGUCUGGAAUUUCUCGAAGUGACAAAAAUAACAAGUUCCUUUCAACUUUUAUGUCAAAAAAGUCAACGAAAUUUCGUGCAGAAUAUUUUGUAUUCUAAGCAUUUGCUAGUGGGAAAUCAACGACACAUUUGAAAUCAUCUUCAAUUAAUUCGUUGUUUGCUCAGACUGAAAUAAGACAAAGAAUAAUAAUGCAGUUGUCUCGUUACGAGUGGAAAAUGAAAUGUUUCGCAGUCUCGUUGCAUUAAGUGCUUUCUCUCUCUCUCUCUCUCUCUCUCUCUCGCUCUCUUUGUUCUUGUGCCAACAUCUAAAGUUUUCGCAUGCAAUGCAAUAGUUUGCGUCGACAAUAUUUUCUCGUUUUGUGUCAAAUUACAUAUUCGAUGAUGUCUUUUAAAAUUAGUUUUUAUGUUGAAAAAUAAAAACGAUAAUAAAUUUUGCUGUGAGCAAGCAUCAAAAAUGCCAAAUAUUUGGCAAGCAAAUGUGAAUCUAAAAACGAGCAACAGCUGCACUGGUAUGUUGAUAAAGCGCCAGCCACCACGGUGCGUAUGAUUGAACAAGAGUCUGACAAUCUUAAAACAUCAGAAAAUGGCUCUCGGAAUACGGAAUUUACUGCCACCAUCAAUUUAUUACAAGGUUUUAAUUUUUAAUGCAAUAAAAUAUCUCUCCAUUUUCUCUCCUCGGCUCGGUCGUCGGUGCCGGUUGUGUCGUCAAGCAAAUUGUGUAUGCCCUGAACAACAACCGUUUUCACGUCAGUUUUGAUAAAUUUUGCUGAUAUUUUCAUGUUUCACCGUAACUCAAAUGACUCGACUUGUACUCACGUAUCAAAUGACAACGCUCAUUUUUUACCACCAAAUCGAUGUUUUGUGUACCACCACCGUACAACAUAGUUCUUUGCUCGCUCCUUCGUUCGCACGUUUACCACCAUUUGUAAAUGUCAGAAAUAAUUUCGAAACAAAAAACAGCGAUGUCGAAAAAGCGGAAAUACCCGCAACAUUCGGUUUUAUCGAAUGCCAUUAAACAAAUAGCUUGUAAUACAAGCACAGGUAAUCGGCCGUUCGAAUAUUCUAAUGUCACAAUAUUUCCAAACUCAAUUUUCGUCAAUCCAUAAAUAUUGUAUUUCAUGAGUUUUAAAUGUCGCAUCAAAACCCUUUCGAGCUGAAUUCGACGCCAAAACAAUCGAACACUUGUAAUCUAUCAUCGCUCCCAGCACAAAUGCCAUUUCAUCGCAUUAAUUAAACUUGAUUUAAUUUAUGCAUCAAAACAUCAGGCAACUCAAAAUACCCGAUUCUGAGUGGAUUGGAAAAGUUCUACUCUAGCAUAUAGCUGUUAUGUUUAAUUUUCAGCGACACAAGGGUUGAAUUGGCUUCAAUGAAAAUUGCGUAGUAAGCGAAACGAUAUCAAUAAAAAACAUCAAUCGAAUGUUGAUUCAAACAUCUUUUGAUUUGGAUGUCUUUCGACAACAAAUUCUCUAGGCACGUGAAAAGUCACCCUUCGUAAAAAGUCAUCCCAUAAGCAACAGCUCGUUAGUACUUCCUCGAUGGCACCGAGAUAUUGAGACAUUGCAUGCGAUAGUAAAAUAUGAUUUACUAUUUCGAAAUCAAAUGAAGUGCUGCAUUGAACGGCGCGCGUUCACUGCACAAAGUGCGAGUGACGAAGGGGAAGGGAAAUUAGUUGAAUAGAUGGUCCAAUCUACACUUGCGUUGCAUGCGAGCUGCCGAUGGGUGCGAUUUCUGUGUACGGGUUCUUUUUUUUUACACGAGUGCAUGUGUGGCGCGUGGUGUUGACUUGAGCAUUGUUUGUAUCUCAUUACGAUUUUUAUCCGUGGUAAUUUGUCAAAAGAGCAUGAACAUUAUAAUCGACAAACAGGUUCGUAGCGGCGCCUUGAACCACAGCAAAUAUUACGCAAUUGCAUUUUCUCAUGUGUGCUCGCUUUGCGCAGUGGUGAAAGAGAGAAAAAAAAAAUAUUAGGCGGAGUUGCAUUCUUGCAUAACUCAUGAUAAUAAAUUAAAUGACUUUCGUUCAUUUUUUUAGGGAUUCUCCCUUUGUUCGUUGCACACUAACGCACAUGUUCAUCGCUUUUUGAAUACACGGAAAAAUGUGUACUCGCUCUAAUCUCAUUAUACGCUUUGUAUUUGUACUACGGUUCGAAAUAGCAAUUUAAAUAGGCAAAAGCCGUUGUUAUUGCCCAUUUCUUUGUUGUGUGGUACUCUCGCUGACUUACUGAACUCAUAAAGCAGGACAACAAAUGAAAGUCGAUUUACAAUGAGCAUUACGGCAACCGAACUAAUCUAUCGACGCCAUUCAUGCAUCACGUAAGUGAUGCUGCAGUCGGGUCGUGUGUGUGCGUGCUGUGCUGUGCACACACACACACACCAACGUCAAUGAACCUUUGCAUUCUGUUCAUUAAUUCGUAACGAAUUUUUCCGAGACAAAAAGGAAUUCGGCGAAUAAAAAAUGAUUGUUCUGGCCGGAUGCAGUGUCGAGGCUAUUAGAAAGGAAUUCCAUUUUCUUAUCAGCAAUUUGGCGUCGGAGCACAGCAAAUUUGAACAACUUCCCACACUCACUAACCAUCAUAAACAUUUUUAUUACUUUGGUCUCAAUAACAAUGAAACUUCAUUUUUUUUUUCGGCCAGCGUAUCUACAAAUUUUCACCACAUUCCUGACUUGUUUCAGGAUCUCAAAUUCGUUCCGCAUGUAAAAAGUUGGUUUUUUGCCAAAAAUCCGACCACACUGAUUCAAACCGAGUUGUGCUCAAUCACCCUGGAAGCAAAACAGAAACUUUGGAUUUUAUUGAACCGAAUAAUUACUUGUAAUUGCUUAAUAGCUUCAUUAGCAUUCGUCGAUUGGCCAGUAAUACAAUCCGAAUUAGAAAUCUGUGUGGAUAGAAUUUUCGCAUUGUUUGUACUUUAAUUACAUUUGGUUAGGGCUUCGAUUCUUAGGCAUACGGUGGAAGGGCCAAAGUAGAGUUGUUAUUAAGUUCAACGAAAAAUAAAAUGUAUGUCUUGUGUGCAACGGCUUUGAACGUGUGUGACACAUAAAAUUCUUCACAGUUCGUGGUAAAUCGAUUUCGAAUACACCUAUUUCGUGACAUGGCAUGCCGUUUCACCGUUCGGUUCAAUAAAUAACAAUCGACUUCGAUUUCAUUUGAACAAUGGCAACGUAGUUCAGCCAUUCGAAAGUACGGUGAAAAAAUAAACUGAGUGAGCAUACAUGCACAGAGAUAACAACGAGAAAAAAAAAUCGACAAUAUCGACCGAAUGGAAUUAACGGCAAAAAAGGCGAAACAUAUAAAUCGUAGAACUCCCAAAUGCCACACUAUAUGGCUCUAUCUUAUCUGCAGCAGGCAAACUUUCGUAUCGCAUUCAGGAAGCCAGACAAUGUACAGAUACAGUAGCGUGUAUACGUGUGUGCACCACCGUAGACAAGACACAUUCAAAUCCGAAUUGAAUAGCGCGACCGACGAUGACUCACCCACCACUGUGUGAAUGUGUAUAAUUGUAUGCACGUUUAUAUCCAUCUCUCGAUGUUUGUAUGAGUGUAUGUUCGUAUGGGCUAGAAGCAGUGGCUAGAAUCGGUGAAGUUGCAGUGUAUCACAUCAACAACAAACCACUUGGUUGUCUCUAGCUUCGUGCCAAUAGACCAGAAAUAUAGUCAACAGUGAACCAUGUAAAUAUUUACCGCGCAAAGCCAAUGCCUAUUUUUCGAUGAAAAAGUCGCAAAAUCCGAUUAUUUGCAUCUCAUUCAUUCAUACAAUUUUUUUCCGUUGUCAUUGUUAUGCAGUGAACACUUGAUCUAACGCUUAUGCAAUGCGUGCAAUUUCGUCUACUAUAUUUCCCUUCUCUCUCUCUCUCUCUCUCUUACACACUCUCAACGCUUCUCUGGUCUUGCAUUCUCUCGCCCCCUGAUUACGCAUUCUCAUUUAAUUUUUCAUUUGUAUUUAUAAAUUUACAUGCCAUUCGUCUCUUGUACAAACAUCACGAACAAUAACAGGCACCGACGCAUGUAUUAAAAAUACCGCUAUACGCGCGUGGAAUGCAUUGUGUGCUACAAUAUUUAUCGGUACAGCGUUUUUCAUGUGGCUCGCUCGCCGCCUUUGCAACAUGACAUGCCUGCAUCAUGUAGCGCGAAGCGACGUAUGUGCUCGAUUCAUUCGUACGAAUGUACACAAUGUUCAGUGAAAGUACUAUUUGUGCGGCUCUUGAGUCUUUGGCUCUCGCUCAGCAAACGCAAACAGAAAAAACCAAAACAUAACACAACCGAACAUGUGACACGCAAAUUCAUUCUUAGAUUCACUACGCUAGCGUUGUUGCAACAUGUUUCAUAGUGUGUGCGCCGCAACAAGCAACACUUAACAACACGGAGAAUCACACAAGCACGUUCGUCUCCGUCUCCGUCUCGUACUACCAAGCACGCCGUCGAUACAUUUCGCUCUCAGUUAUAGUUCAACGCUCGCUGAGUUUAGACGUGAAAUCAGUGUUGUCUGCACGCUCUCACGACAGACGACAUCCCAUCGAAGAACAUUUUAAGAUUUUACUCUCAUAUUUUCGAACGAUUUAGCAAACAACAAAAAUCGACGGUGACAAAUCCUAAAACCAGAGUAAAAAAAAAACAAUGUGAACGAAAGAGAGAAAGAGCGAGAGAAAAAAAACACCGCCCGACGACUUUUUCCGGUUUGCCAAUCCACAAAGUAUUAUAAGAAAGAAGUUUUUCGAAAAUUCAGUGUUAGUUUUUCGUGAAUGAGUGCGUGUGUGUGUGUGUGUGCGACGAUGGAAGAUAAAACCGCCGAGUUUUCCACUGUCUGCGAAUUGAAUUGAAAACAAUAAAUUGCCAAAUAAAGACGACCAAAAGCAAUUAUUUGUAUGUGUGCGCCGUUUUUGGCUUCACCGAUACUGCAACCAAGUGCUUAAGUUAAACUAUCUGUUUGUGUCGCAGAAGUUUUCGGGUGACUGUUUUUUCUUUCUUCUUGGCUGUUCGUUCACACAGCAGCCGCAGGACAAUUUGUUUUAAAUCCAUGUAAAUUUUGCGGAUUCCAUCAAAAUCCGUGCGACGAACAUUACGAUUGAUUGAUUUCAGACAAGGAUUCAUUUGUAUCAGGCAAAGUUCUUUUUUGAACUUUUCCAUGUCGCUUCAAUUGAAUCGAAUUGCAUGCAAUCAAUCAACGAAUUGGUUUAAGUGAUUUUUUUUCCCCAAGGCAGUCGCUCGCACGCAAAGCAGUGAGUGAAAUAGCGCGACCCUUGGAUUAAAGCCAACUUUUCCAAUGUUGUCAAUGGCAUCCGAUCUCCAAAGACAAAGAUAGCGCAAUAAUUAGAUUUAAAAUCAAAAGCAAAGUCUCAGAACGCGAAACGCAUUGAAUUUAAAUUUGCUGCUACUUUUCCCUUCAUUUGCGUACUCGUUUUCAAUAUGUAUCCAAUUUAGAAGUUUUUGUGUUUUCGAUGAAAAAAAAAAUGUGAACGAAAAAGAAACAAACUGAAAGAUACGAAGAAGAAAAACGAAACAAUUUCAAAUUGAUAGAAAGAAAGAAAAUUGAGAAUAGAAUUAAAUUUAGAAUGUGUGUUGAAUGUGAUGAAAAAAUGAAUCUGAAAGUGUGAAGCGACGAGCGAUUCGGUCAAUCGCCACGAGCGAAACGAUGCACAAUAUGGAAUGUGUGCUGCUCAAUAUUCGGAAAUGAUUAAGUAGCUGCUCAACAACAACAAACGAACCUGAAUAAAACAAAAAAAUAUACGAAUAUCGUGAAUGUGAUACAAGUUGUGGACAUCUGACAUCGAAAUUCAAAUAUGCGAGGCAUAACAAUGAAUUGAUACGCUACACAUCGAACGUUGAGCCGCACACUCUUGAUGCCAACGACAACUUGUGAAAAUGAAAAAUUUAAACCAACGAAAAAGAAAAGAAUUUAUAGACAGUCGUCGAAUAAAUGAAACACGCGACCAUCGAACGCGCACACACCAAUGCUUAUUUUAACGCGGAGAAACAAUGUCGAAAUCAUUUUCCGUGUGUGUUUUAUUUUGGCUGUGCGCGACUUUUUUCGAACAUCAAACAGAUUUAUUGAUACAGUUUACGCGUACGGCGUACGCGGUGUCUCUUUUCAUCUCAUUUUGUGUGAGAUGCGAGCAAAACGCGGCCACCACUCGCUGUGCUACUAAUUUAAAUUAAUUUUUAUUAUACUCGACAUCAAUAAGCCCCGGUGAUUGUUGCUUGGCACACAAAUAUUAUGAUCGGUCGAAAAAAAGCCAGCCAGCCAGCCAGACAGCCAACGCACGCUGUAAAGAGUGUGGAAAAUUAAUUUUAGCAAAUGAAAGACAUGCGAAAAAUUCGUCAUUGAUUGAAAAGCGCGAUAUUUCAACGCAGAAAAACUCGAUGCAAAGAAGAAAAAAGAUGCAAUGAAAGCAAAUCGAAAAUAAAUUGAAAGCAAUGCGAAAUUGGCGUCAAGCCAACGUGCACUUUGUAUAAUGCACUAAUUUCACUGUUGGAACUGAACGUCUUAUCAUUUAUCUUGCAUUUGGUAGGUUCUUUCUCUUCACAAUUUCAAGUGAUUCAUUGGCCAGUUUAAAGGAAUUCUCACUCGAUAGAUAAAUUAGUCGAUUAGAUUGAAUGCUCGAUGGAAAACUAUUUUCGAGCUGUGUAAGUUUGAGAAAUUAAUUCAACCAAAAGACGGAACAGAUUGAGAGAAGAAGUGUUUGAAUGCUGGGCUGUACAAAUGGAUACGGUGCCGAUGAAUAGUGACAGGCAAGAAUCGAUUAGUUGCUGCCGUGGAAAUUGAAUUGAAUGCUGAAUUUUGCAGCAUCAGCAGAUUCAUUGAAAGUCAGGCCGUCGUUCGUUGUGCACUUAAUUAGACGUCUUGUAUUCGAUUUAAUCGCUCAAAAUCACCAUCACCGCCCCCCUAUUUCUGGUGUAUCGGGCUCUGAGCAUUGUCAUUGUGUGCCACCCUCCACUCACAAUGGCAACCAUGAUCAAAAGUAAUCAUGGUAUUGUUUGGUUACGGUUCUUGUCGAUUUCUUCAUACGUUCGUCAUCAAAAUUUGUAUACGUGUUUGAACUACGAUUUGCAACGGGUGCGCGCCUAGCGCGCAUUCAUUCUUCAUUGUUAAAAUUGGGGUGUUAUGCUUCAGUGCGUUUUCUCUUGAUGCACAACAUUUCAUGUGAUCCACUGAAAAGAUCUUAGGCAGCUGAGUCUGAAACGACGAGUGUCAAUUAUCGAUUGAACACGACGCUAUUCAUUGAUGCACAAUUCGCCUUGAAUGAAAUGCUUUUUCGGCGCGACGAUGACGCAACCAAAAUACCCAUAUUACCCAAAAAAAUUUAUGUCUACACCAAAAAGUGGAAAUUGGGCUUAACACACUUUGGCAAUUUACGCUCCAGUCCGUUAUAUUCGAAGAUGCAUGAAAAUUAUGCAAUAAAUAACUGCUUGAUAUAGCAUAUUGGCCAUUGCAUUGCAGUGCAACGCUUGUUGAGAAUUUCAACGAUGCUAGCCCAACCGAAUAGCAGUGCCUGCUCCGGCCCAUACACCAUUCACAAAUUAAAGUAAACGAUGCAGUCAUGAUACAAAAUGAACAUUUUAAAACAAAUGCGCCAAUGUGCAAUUAAAUUUAUCUACUGAAAAUGGAAUUUUCUAAAACAAAAUGCAGCCAGCGAAAGAGAGAGAGGGAGAAAGAGAAAAGAAACAGCAGGCUAUGUUUUGUGUAGCAAAUAUUUUGCUUUUUUUGUAUGAACGCAAGAAAUACAAAACUAUGCAUUCAUUGGUACAAGGUAUAGCUAUAUACACGACGUGGAUUACGAGUAUUUAUGUUGGAUUUUGACUUUCGCCGCUUGCAUAUCAGCACGCAGCGUAACCAAAUAUCCCCAACAUUCAAAGCCAAUGAAAAGAAAGUGUACAAUGGACAACCGUAUGAUGUGUGUGUGUAAUUAAAUCGGAUCGAUUCGACGAAUUCCAGUUUAUUUCUUUGCAUUCUGUAUUCUUUGUGGUUCUGAUUCAGCAUGCGUGGCAAGGAGAUUCAAAUGCUUAAGCUACAAAAUGUCUCUCGCUCUUGCUUUCUGUGCUAAUGCAAAUGUAAAUACCAACAGCUAUCAUUUUCCAUGAAUUAAACGGUUCGAAUAACCGAAACUGAUUACUAUUGUUGCGCUUGUUUGCAGCACAAGACAUUGUAUUGAUGCUGUUGCUUUUGCUGGUCUUUGUCAUGUUUUUGUAUUGUAUUUUACUUUACGACAUAUUUUCAUAUGGUAUUUUGUUACAUUCAUUUUCUUUGAACGGGUUCAACAACAAGGGACUGGCCAGAAAAUCCUUUUGUAUGCGACCAGAAUAGGAGCACCUUUUCUAUGCUCGAUCUCUGUUCGGUUGGGAAAUUCGGUCGUUCAAAAUCCUAUGACAAAAUGCGUUGUAAAUAAAGUGUACAACAAAAUGGAUCGAUGUGAAAUUACUAUUGAGCGGAAUGGAAUGGACUUGCCAUUGACUCAAAAUUCUUUUGCAAAUUCCCAUUUCUCUGGCACAGAGAAGCAUUUUUGUGUUUAACUCAAUGCAUACAAUCCAAAGCAUGAACGCUAAAAUAUGCGAUAAGUGUGUGUGUGCAAACCGCCAACCCCUCAGGGAAAAUUAGUAAAUUUUAAUGAGAUUUUGAAAUUGGAAUUGGUGCCGAUUUCUUUUGUAUUUUUCGUUCAUUCCCACACUUGCCAUAGAAAUCAAUAUUCGCUUCUUUCAUCAGUAGACUUAACUACUCAUGUUCAAAAACCAAUAGAAAACGCUCGGGGAAAUACAACUCGAAAUUACGUGUCGAACAAUAAACUAGGCUCACUUUGAAUUAAUUCAAAACAUGAGUAUGAAUUCCCCUUCGCACUUGUUCUCGUCGGCUCGUUUUGCUUUCAUUCGUUGUUUUUUUCUUCUUUUCAUCGAUUGCGUUUAUCGACAUGAAAUAUGCUGACAUAGUGGGAAAGUAGCAAGUAGAAAAAACGGCGAUUAUUUACCUAAAACAUGUCAUUUCCAGAGAAGCUAUUAUCCAACCGAGGAAAAAAAAUCAAUUUCGUCUCGAAAAAAAAAGAGUGAAAAACAUGGAACUGUAAUUGAAAGCCAAAUAAAGUUACAUCUCGUUGGAGUGAGAGAGAGAGAGAAAGAGAGAAAAAAGGGUGGAAAAAACGUUAUCAUAGUCAUUUUCAACCCUUCACAUUUCAUGAAGUGGUUUUAGGUUAUUGACAUCCCAACCGCAACGCAAUAAAUACGAGUUUUAUUUGACGGUGUCGGUCACUGAGGGAAACAGAAAGGAAGAGACUUUUUCGAUAUAUAACAAGAGAAAUAAAAGUCGGUGUUGUUAUCAUGCUCCCACCGAUAGGUUCACCAACGUCACCACAAGAUGUUCAAAUGACUGAUUUGAAUAUUUUGACAGUGGCACCGGAUUCGAUGUCAUCACAGCAAAAAUUGACAUCGCCUGUUGACAAUCGGCCAUUAAAUAACCAUUCGCCGCUAUCGUUAUCAUCAGUCAAGUCAACGAACACGCUGCGCAACAACAUCGACAUGAAAAAUGAGCUCAACAAAAAGCGAACAUCGCUAAAUUUGCACGAAAACGGAAAUGGUGAAAUGUUUAAUGGUUGCGACACAUCGUCGACAUCAUCGGCGUCAUCGUCUUCAUCAAUGGGUCAACAGCCACUGAAAUUAGCGACCGUUAAACGUUGUUCACGUAAUUUAGAUAACAUUCGCUAUCGAAUCGAAUUGCAGAACAAUCAUUCGAACAACGAUAAUGUCAAUAAUAAUAAUAACAUGAACGAUUCGCGACGAUUCAAUCAGAGCAGUUCGGAUAGUGAUGCAACCGAAAACCAGCAAAUCGAUACGGUUGCUGUAAUCGUAAAUGAGAACGGUGGCAAAAUGCGACGCACCAGACGACGAGCUACAGAAAAAUCACAAAAUGACAAUGCAAAAAACAAUGAAUCGGAUGACGAUGAUAACAACGAGUUAAACGAUCGACAAAAUGGCAAUGCCAGCGACCGAAGCACACAGAAACGUGAUUCGAUCACCAGCAAGGAAUCCGGUAGUGUUGGCAGCGAUGACUAUUUUUUGUGCGAAAAAUUUAAAAACACAUUAAAUGCAAAACUAUGCGAUGCUGUUGUCAAUGGCGCCGUCGUAUUGGCGGAGGACGGAGCUGCCAACCGACGUUUAUCAUUAGAAUUGCUGAGUCCGCACGAAGGCCCGAUGGGUCGACGCUACGCCGAAAUUGCACCGAGCAAAAACAAUGCAAACAAUAAAUGGACUGAUGCGCCACAUUUUUUGCGACCGCAUCGCAUGCCACUUGGAUCCGUUGAUUCGGAAGAUGGAAAUGGGCUGGUUGACGAUGAGCUACACACGUUGUUGCCGGGCACACGGGAAGUGUCAGCCGAUGACUUGAGUCAGUCACGUGCAUCGCUGGUGUCAAGUUCAGAUGGCGGCAUUUUAGCUGAGGGUGAAACAUCGUCGAGUGAAGCCUCUGGAGAUUCAACAAGUCCACCAUGUGAUUUAGGUCUAUACGAACGUUUGCUAUUAACGCAUCAGGUAUGGUUUUUGCCGGGCAUCCAACGGGCUGGCGCUGUUCACUUGCUGCAAGGCAAAGAAGAAGGGAAUUUUGUUGUUCGUGGUUCAAGUCAAGCGAAUACAAUGGCCGUUUCGGUACGUUUGCCACCAGACACCGGUCCCUAUAUUGAGCAUUAUCUGAUUCUGUCAGAAAAUGGCGUAUUGAGUUUGGAGAGUUCACGUUUUGAAUUCAAUUCAAUACCGGCUUUGAUUGAUCACUAUGCAAAAUGCUGUGAUGAAUUGCCGGUGCAGUUAACGUUGCCACGCACGUUACGCGAAGCACCAAAUCGACAACAGCUCUCUUCGCUUGCGUUGCUUGGUCAGGAAUUUUGGCGUUAUCCAAUGGCAAAUCCACGACCUUCGGCAAACACAAGCCCAACACCCGUUUCGACGGCGUCAAAGACCGAAUCGAGCGGACUGGGCACAACGAUGUUCAGUGCAAAUCAGCAUAAAAUCGUGACAAACAGUCAGCAUACGGUGGUGAGUGGCAAUGUAUUUAGCCCAAGCACACCAUCCGACACAGCAUCUAGUCUAAGUAGUUUUACCAGUACUGGCCAGCAGAUUUUAAGCCCCGAAUCGAUGGACAGUGUUAUGUUGACCAUGUCACCAGUUGAUAGCUGCCAAACUGGUAUUAUCGGCAAAACCAGUACAUUCAAAACACAAAAUCGCAAGUCAUUGGAUUUGGAAAAACUUACAACAUUUUCAAAUCGUUCAUCGCCACCAAAUGCCGGGCUCGAUUCGAAUAUUAAUAACAAUGCAUUCAAUGAGCAUAAUAACGGAAAUAUUCGAGGUGUACGACCAACACCGCCGAGCACAUUGAAUGUAAUUCCACUACGAAUACCACCAGCCCCACCACCAAGAUGGACGAAACCAUCAUCACAAAGUCCAACCGAUUCAAUAACACCCACUGCCACCGAACACUUUUCAUCCACCAACUUCACCAUGACCACAACAAUGGUGACGGAAAUCUCAAGCAAUGUUCAAAAACAAUGCUCACCAUUCGUCGAGAUUUUAUCACCAAAUGCAAACACAGCGUUCCAAACGAUUUCGAAGCGUAUGUCACCUGAAGGUGAGUGCAAAACGUCGGCCGAUACAUUAUCAUCACAGGGUUCGAAGCGUUGGCAAAGCCAAUCAAGCAAAGACUCCAGUCAAAAUAAUCGAAAAGUUGUGUCACCAACGUCACAAGUGGCCAGCAAUCGAACGAAACGAAGCCGUGCCCGCAAAGAAUCAAAGCAUUAUCAAGAGUCAGAUAUUUUGGAGUCACCUCAAGUGUAUUGUCGCAGCGCACUCGGCGAUAAAAUCAGUGACUAUGAAGAUUUAUGGAGUCAAGAGAAUGGUGGCAGCAACUCAAGUUUUGGCAAAGGACCGGCUCUAUCCAGUUUUCGCUCUGAACAUCGACCCGAUCUUUUGCCAGAAACUCCAACUGUGACAUCGCUAUCCGAUAAUAUCUUGUCGCCAAUUGGUUCAAUUUCAUCAUCUGCUAGUCAACAGAAUGCGCAAAAAUUGCGAACGCCCAGCGAGCAUAGCUCAUCACCCGGAUUCGAUGAUGAAAAUGGAGUUGUACUACGACAAAAUGCCAAAAAUCAAAUGGAGCAAAAUAAUAACGAAUGCCAGAAAUUGAAUGAUUUGCUGAGCCCAUCGAUGGAAAUAAAUCGUUUGCAAAUUGCAGCUGAUUUUGCUCAGGAGUCAAUGUUGCAACAGCCACGAAAUCGAUUGGGACUGUUGUUGACGCCAACCACAGAGAUUCCACCACCAAUGAACGAUUCAACACCCGUUCAAACACCAUCUCAAACACAGUGCAAACGUGACAGCCCAUUUUAUGCUGAACCAGCCGACGCUCUUGCUCAAUCCGGAAACGUUGUGCGGCGAUCACAACGUGUGAACGGACCACCAAAAUCUCAACGCCAUUCGGAACCACCGAAGGCGCAAUCACGAAAUACACAGUUCUGCCAAGUACUAUCCCCAAUUGAUUCCGAGAAGAGUCAUCACAUAUCCGGUUCUCUGGAUGAAUUAAAGAAAAAACCACGGGGCAAACCGAUACGAAGUGGUCGACUGGAUCCAUGGCCAGUGGAUAGCAGCUGGGAGUUUAUGGGAAAUGAUGAUCAAAAUGAUUAUGACACAGACGCAAACUGGAAACUCCAAGCUAACAUUUCACAAAAUGGUGAACACCCGAAGAAAUCUCCAAAUUUAAAUUCAUCCCAUCAUAAUGUACGACAUGAAAGUCGUUUGACAAUCAAUCAAAUUAUCGCACAGAAAUUGCCUGAUUUGAAAAUUUCCGAAUUAUUGCAAAAGACUACGAUACCAGCUAACUCAUCGCCUGAACUGUCGAGAAAUGAUGCAACUAUGACAAGCUUUGGCAAAAGCAGCCGAUUAUCAGCCUAUGACAAUGUUGAACGUGCUGCACACUCCGGCUAUGGCACAUCAAUGAUGUGUCACGAUAGUCACUCAGACGAUGGCACUGUGUUCUCAGAACCAUGGGACAGUUCACAAUGGGACUCAUUCUUGCCACAUGAUGAUACCAUCUCUGAAUCGAUACACCUCUCGAAAUGUCGACCAGUAAUCUGCAAUUCCGAAGAUGAUACAAUCAUGGAGGAAUUCAGUCAACAUCAGAAAGAAAACUACGCACCGAGACAUCAUCAGCCACAAAAGAUUGCAACUAUUCUACGCUCUCGAAGUUGUCGUGACCGCGAAGUGUUGAGUCACCCACGAAAUAAAACAACAACAAACGGCCCAGGCGAUUCAAUUGCAGCAUAUGCACUGACUUUGGCACAAGAUUCGUCGUCAACAUUUGCUCGCAAUAUCGAGAAUUUCAUCUCAUGCACAAAGGAAUCGCGAGAAUUAUCACCCCAAAUUAUUAUGCGAAAUAUGCGACAGUUCAUGAGCGGUAUGAAAAAUUACUUGGUCAAACAUGGUGAAGGAAAUUUUCAACAAGAAGUACUGCGAGCUAGAUCAAUGCUAAAAUCCGACGAAUUCCUCAAUUUGGACACUAUUUUGGAAGGAGUCAUGCAUCAAUUGGUUGUGUUACCUCUACGCGAACAUCUUUAUGGAUUGUUUGUCGACUAUUACACGGGCACCGGCGAUAUUCAACUGCUCGUCGAGAAUGUCAAAGCUUCUUUCGGUAAAUCACCUACCGAUUUUGGACUUCGGCCCUGCAUUAAAACCCCAUCACCGACUGCAAUGCAACGAAUCUCGCUGCUGAUCUUGCGCUUACAAGAAGCCGAAUUGCCGCUGGCCAAAUUGGACAUUCUACUAUCGAUCGUGACAUCGAUCAUUGAAGCCACGACAAAUACUCAAAGUCAUGCACUGGGUGCGGAUGACUUUUUACCGCUGCUCGUGUACAUUGUGGCCAAAUGCGGUUUUAUUGGUGCUGAAAUCGAAGCAGAAUUCAUGUGGUGUCUACUACAACCAUCAUUACUGAACGGAGAAGCUGGCUACUACUUGACUGCUCUCUGUAGUGCUGUACAUGUACUUAAAAGUUUUAUAACCAAUGAACAGGAUGGUACCGGUUCAUUAGAUUUUCGAUCAUCUUCGUUGCCCGCCUGCUCAUCUGUAUUGCGUGUGAUAAUACCCGAUGAAUACAAUGGCUCAUUGCAAACGCGCACGUUACCGAUUCGGCCGCACACAACAACGCGUGAAGUUUGCCGAAUUAUUGCCCACAAGGCACGCGUCACGAAUCCUCAAGAUUACGCUCUUUUCAAACUAGUCGAUGGAGAAGAAACCUUGCUUCUGGAUUCAGACUGUCCACAAGAGAUUCGUCUCACUGCCCGUGGUAAACCUUGUAUGCUUGCGUACAAGCGUAUCGAUGCGAAAAUUGCAUGGCCCACAACAUCGCAGGCAUUUCAAUAAACAAUCAACCGCAGAAUAGAGAAAGCCUUGAUGAAGACGCCGAAGAAGACGAACAAAAAAGAAAAAAAACCUUUCAUCUUUCAUUGCAAAUCCAUGGAGCAGCUUGACUCCAAAACGAAGAAAAAUUGCACAUCUAAAAAUAAUUUAUGUUCUAAAAUCUUCUCGAUCAACAACCUUCUGAUGUUGUUGAUGCCAGACGAAAGCACUAGACUACAAAAAAUAAACAAUUUUCUUUUUAUUUAUUUCGAUGAACCAAUGAGAGAGAGAGAGACACACACACACAGCACACAGUUGAAAUGUUGUAAUCCCAAAGCAAAUCGAUUUACCAUUUAAGGCAUAUACUUUCUAUGUUUUUUAAUUCGUAGUUUUGAGCAAGAGACGAGGCAACUUGAAUUCAGCGUAUUUACGGCAAUGCGCUCGAAAUUUGAUUAACAUUAGACAGAUUUUUUGUUUUUUUUUCGGGGACUAAAAACCAAAUUUAUUUCUUGCUUUUAUCCAAAAGACAAAUCCUAACAAUACUUGAUUUAUUAUUAUUUAUGAAGGGAAUUUUGUUUUCAUUUUCCAAGAACAUGAAUUAAAUAAAAAAAAAAAUUGAUAUUUAAAUUGAUUAAUCCGAACUCUUUUUUUUUCGUUGACUAAAUUAUUCCGAAUUCAUUGUAAAUUAAUUUACGUUAUAACCAAUUUUAAACAAUUUUAUCGGGAGAGUGAAAAUAAAUAUUUAAUGUAUGAAAAGAGGAGAACAAAGUCAAAAUGAAUUACACUGCCUUUAGUCUCGACAUUAUUCCGCAAUGUCCUGAAUUCACCAAUUUCUUGGCAAGAAAAUUCAAAUUUGCACAGACUUAAUAACUAAAACGAAAGAAGAAUUCUAUGAACCUUUUGACCAUCUAUUUUUUCUAAUCCAAAUAAACACAUCAAACCGACAAAUUAACCCAUUUUCAAUACCUUAUGUGUGUGACACCAUUAUAAUGAACCAGAACAAAGAAACCAUUCAAUAAAAUGAACCAACAGUAUUUUUAAAACCUA
Messenger RNA from Sitodiplosis mosellana (orange wheat blossom midge), 15408 nucleotides. RefSeq names its product protein sprint (gene spri). Gene Ontology annotation, molecular function: guanyl-nucleotide exchange factor activity; small GTPase binding. NCBI's taxonomy places the organism in Eukaryota, Metazoa, Arthropoda, Insecta, Diptera, Cecidomyiidae. Gene Ontology annotation, biological process: vesicle-mediated transport; signal transduction. Gene Ontology annotation, cellular component: cytosol; endocytic vesicle. The coding region runs from base 9316 to 14385 and encodes 1689 amino acids. The record is from RefSeq and is a predicted model, not a curated record. The transcript has 13 exons.